Messenger RNA from Aureobasidium melanogenum CBS 110374, 882 nucleotides. RefSeq lists its product as uncharacterized. Lineage: Eukaryota; Fungi; Ascomycota; Dothideomycetes; Dothideales; Saccotheciaceae. The transcript has 2 exons. The record is from RefSeq and is a predicted model, not a curated record. Bases 1 to 882 code for a protein of 293 amino acids.
AUGUUCAUCCAUUCAUUGGUACCCUUGCUCCUUUGUUUCUCUGCGCAACUUGUCAGCGUCUCGUCGUCUCCAGUUGUUGUCGAACGCGCAGCUUCGACAUGUUCUGCAAACGAUAUCGCCAUAGUGAAACGUACGGCUCCGGCUGACCCCGUAUACUUUUGUCAAUGGUGGCAGCAAGAUGUACGCACUAGAUCGCCUUUCAUGGAAUUUACUCCGACUCAAGUCGAUACCCUUUGCAAAUGCAUUUCGCCCAUAGCAACAACGGGACCUAAGUGCAAACGCAAGCUCAGGCGAUCAGAAAUCGAGGAAAGAGCAGCAGAUCCCAAUGCCGGUCGUUCCGCAUCCUCCUGCAGUGCUGAAGUCAGCGUCCAAUUCACUGAACCAUGGCGCUUCUGUACCUUCUACACUGCCUACCCAAGAACCACAUCACCAUUUAAGAAGUAUACUGCUUCUGCUUUGACAAGUCUAUGCAAAUGCGCAAUCACAAAGCCUUCUACUACAACGAGCAAGAAGGUUACCACCACCUCAGCUUCUAAGAAGGUCUCUACCACGUCAAAGAAGACCAGCACAACUAGCGUAAAGCCGAUUACCACAUCCAAGAAGACUUCAACGACAAGUACCAAGAAGACAAGUACUUCGACCAAGCCAGCAACUGUGCAGAAGCCGGCAACAACCAGCAGCAAAAAGCCGACAACUACUAGCACCAAGAAACCCACAACCACCAGCACCAAGAAGCCGACCAGUACCAGCACCAAGAAAGUUACAUCGACAAGCACCAAGAAGUCUACUAUCACAAGCACCACUAAAAAACCAUCAACCACUAGUUCAAGGAAGACAACUUCGAGCACAAAGCGAGCUACAACAACAAGCUCGAAGAGAUAG